Daldinia decipiens is the source of this 877-nucleotide messenger RNA. RefSeq lists its product as uncharacterized. The coding region runs from base 155 to 778 and encodes 207 amino acids. Lineage: Eukaryota; Fungi; Ascomycota; Sordariomycetes; Xylariales; Hypoxylaceae. The record is from RefSeq and is a predicted model, not a curated record. The transcript has a single exon.
AAGUCGUGACCCUUAGAAUUAAUAUAAUAAUCCAACUCACUCAUACCACUAUGAAGCUCUAGGAUGGAAUAGUUAACUACGAUCUACCUAUGAUGCUAUAACCCAUAGUACGCAAGCGAGAGGCACGUAUUAAAUGAGUUGAUAAUUCCCCGCAAUGUCUGUACCUCCGGGGGGUUGGGUCUGUGACUGCUGGGCUGCGACUCUUCGUGUUAUUAACCAAUCCGAAGCGCCUUUCCAACCCCGAUCUCCUUCUUCCUCACAGCAUCUACCCCGAAGCAUGUCGCUUAGCGAUGUGCUCACUCUCGGCCGCAACCUUCUCCAGCAUUGGGAACUCUUGAACGGCUGCGCUAGCUCUGACACCCAUCUUAAUCCGUUGGUCUUUCGCUUCAUAGCCGACACUAUUGGCCGCAUUCUAACUUUGCACGAAUUGGCUAUCGAGGGUUUGUCAAAAAGGGAUGCGCCGGAGCUGAGUGUUUGGCAGAGUUCCGGUACCAGACCCAAUUUGAACAUGUCCGGAAAUGCCAUGUUGCCGAUUCGGAAUACAGCACCGACGUUUAUUUCUAGCCUGGAAUUAGACGAUGAGGAAGAAAUUGCCAUCGUCGGUCGGGAAGCUUUGAUACAUUCUCUUAUGCGUCUUGGGGCUGUACUACAAGAUAUCGAAGAGGAAACUCGCCAGUUUGAUCAGGGCCAGUUUACUGUUGUAGAUAAACCGCUGCGAGAUAAAGAGAUAAAAGAGCUCAUUGGGAGGUUGUUUCGCCUAUUAGGAAAGGCCAAUUAAGUCGGGAGGAUGUAUGAAGCACGCAGGUAUAUUUACUUCAGAUAGAAACAUAGAUCUGAGUAUCAUCUGAAGAAUCAAGACUUUAACAUGAUUCUGUUA